AUGUAAAAGUAACCUAAACAACAAACACCUAAAAAUGUAAUCAAUUAAAUUCCACUUAACACCUAAGAAAUUUUGUAAAGACUUAUGAAAAAAAAUUCUAAAUCUAAAUUAUAAUUAAUAGAUAUAGCAGAUGAUACAAAGAAUGUUAAAAAUGAGAAAUAUGUUUCUAAAUCUCCUUGUUCAGGAUGGUAAAGUUUUAGAAAUUAAAGUUCUGAAAGAGGGAUACAUAAAAUAAGACAUUAAUCAAAUGAAGAUUUGUAAAAAACUCUAAAAAAACCAUGUCAUCUUAAUCAUGUAAGCUCAAUGAUUGGAUUUUAAUAAAAAGACUUUAUUUAAAAUGCAAAUGCCUUUUUGAGAGAAAAAAAUCUUGAAAAUAAACUAGAUACUUUGACUUAAUAGGUAUCAAAAUUAAGAGAAAAAUCAGAAUAAUUGGAAUUAUAGAAUAAAUUACUUUUUGACAAUUUAUAAAAGUAUAAAUGUGAAGGCAAUCAAGUAAUUUUUGGGUUAUCAUGAAGGAAAGAAAUGCUUUGCUUGAAAGGUUAGAUCACAUGAUUGAAAUGUAAUAGAAAUAAGAAGAGAAUCUAUAGCAUAUAAAGACCUUAUUUAGUGACAAUUCUAGAAGAAUCAAGACCCAAUAAUCAUAACCUAAAUAAAGGAAUUUUGGAAAAUCUGCCUAUAUGGGAUUUAAUGUAUGA
Messenger RNA from Paramecium primaurelia, 695 nucleotides. The record is from the annotation of a GenBank genome assembly. NCBI's taxonomy places the organism in Eukaryota, Ciliophora, Oligohymenophorea, Peniculida, Parameciidae.